Rattus norvegicus (Norway rat) is the source of this 1662-nucleotide messenger RNA. It is a transcript of the gene Cirbp, whose product is annotated as cold inducible RNA binding protein. Gene Ontology annotation, molecular function: RNA binding; nucleic acid binding. The record is from RefSeq and is a predicted model, not a curated record. NCBI's taxonomy places the organism in Eukaryota, Metazoa, Chordata, Mammalia, Rodentia, Muridae. Gene Ontology annotation, biological process: negative regulation of translation; response to cold. Gene Ontology annotation, cellular component: nucleoplasm; cytoplasm.
GGCGUGGCUCCAGGGGUGGAGUAUAUCAGGCGGGACUCAGGCGCUCCCCCUCGCACUCGCGCGUUAGGAAGCUUGGGUGUGUGACGCGCUGUCUUCCCGCCCGCGUCAGGGACCUGCCCGACUCAGCGAAAGGCUAAGAAUACGCUAUCUGGCUUCAGUUUCUGGAGGGGUGGUGGUUAAGGCCAAGCAAGCAUCUGUAGUGUGUGCACAGGCUGCCAUGGCAUCAGAUGAAGGCAAGCUUUUCGUGGGAGGUCUCAGCUUCGACACCAAUGAGCAGGCGCUGGAGCAGGUCUUCUCCAAGUAUGGGCAGAUCUCGGAAGUGGUGGUGGUAAAGGACAGGGAGACUCAACGAUCCCGAGGCUUCGGGUUUGUCACCUUUGAAAAUAUCGAUGACGCUAAGGAUGCCAUGAUGGCUAUGAAUGGGAAGUCUGUGGAUGGGAGGCAGAUCCGAGUUGACCAGGCUGGCAAGUCUUCUGAUAACCGGUCCCGAGGAUACCGGGGUGGCUCUGCUGGAGGCCGUGGCUUCUUCCGUGGGGGACGCAGCCGGGGCCGAGGGUUCUCCAGAGGAGGAGGAGACCGGGGCUAUGGAGGUGGCCGCUUUGAGUCCCGGAGUGGUGGUUAUGGAGGCUCCAGAGACUACUAUGCCAGCCGGAGUCAGGGUGGCAGCUAUGGCUAUCGGAGCUCCGGUGGGUCCUACAGAGACAGCUACGACAGCUAUGGUAAGUCUGGCUCCAAGGGCGCCACCUGAGUGGCUGUGGUUGGGCUCGGUGAACCCUUGUGUCCUCAGAGCAUCUCAGGGCACAGCUACCAGGCCUGCCGCACAGGACAGGGCGCCAGGUGCAUGAAACCCUGUGCCGUCUCCCACGCGCGGGUGGAGCACAAGCUCCAGUGACUUUAUACUGUCCCGCUUCUGUCCUCAGCUACACACAACGAGUAAAAGCCCUCUGCGUCCAGAUCGUCCUUCCAUGGCUGUAAUAAGAUGGGGGAGCUUCGCUGAACGUUGUGUAGUGAGCACCUUGUUACCACUUUUGUAGUCCUUUCGGUUCUGACCCAUCAGCAGCCUGCUUCUGACCGAGAUGGCCUCGUGACUAGACCUGUUUUUAAGGAAGCGCUGUCUGUUUUUAAGCAUUCUUAAAAAUGUUUUGGAAAGCACUUCAGAUUUUACUGUUUACCAUGAGCCAUGGGUAUUUGUGGGGGUUUUUUUGUUAUUUUUUUGUUUUUGUUUUUUUCCCUAAAUUGUCGGGUUGUGUGGGUUUUCGUUACUCGUUUUUGUUUUUUGAGGUUUUUUGGUUUUCUUUUUUUCUUUUUUUUCUUUUUCUUUUUUUUUUCUUUCUUUUUUUUUUUUUUUUUUUUUUGGUGUGGUUGCCCAUGAAGUCUGGGGCCCCACCCCUCCUGAGAUGGAAUGGACUCGAUUUGAGCAAGCCAUAGCCCUCCAGCUCCCCAGCCCUGUUGCGGAGUGCAGCAGGUCCUGCCCAUCGGGCACAUGUCUCAAGCCCGCAGGGAGCACAGCAGUCCGGGAGGCUGUGGAAAUGUUUAUUUAUAUUGUCCUUUUUUACCGAAGACAUGCAUACUCCAUCGAUGUUGUAUUCACAGUGGCUGAGGAAUUCUUGUACGCAGUUUCUUUGGCUUCACGAAGCCGAUUAAAAGACCGUGUGAAACGAA